AUUGAAAUUAUGGUAUAAGUUUUGACAGUUACAAUACAAGAGUGAUCAAUAGUAAAUUUCAAUUUAAAAUAUACGAUUUUAAUUAGCUCUUAAUAUGUUUCAUUGAUUCAAAAUUUUUGUCAAAAAUUCAAGUAAAAAUGAAUUGUCAUUUUCGAUCUAUAUAUCGUUGUUUUUCUAAAGCUUCAAUAGAUAUAUCACCUGAAGUAAAGAAUGCAUUAAAUAAUUGUAGACCAGUGAUAGCUUUAGAGUCAGCCGUCAUUACACAUGGGUUACCUUAUCCACAUAAUAUCAGUACCGCAUUAGAAAUGGAAGAUAUCAUAAAAGCUCAUGGCAUUGUUCCUGCUACAGUUGCUGUAGUUGAUGGUCAAGUAAAAGUGGGUUUAGUUUCUGAACAAAUAAAUUUGCUUGGGAUUCCUUCUGAAAAAAAAACAGUAAAAGUCUCUAGAAGGGAUUUUCCUUAUGUUCUUAGUCAAGGUUUAAAUGGUGGAACAACUGUGUCUGGAACGUUGGUCAUUGCUAAAUCAUUAGGCAUUAAAAUUUUUGUUACUGGUGGUAUUGGUGGAGUACAUAUUGAUGGUCAAAAUUCACUUGAUAUCAGUGCUGAUUUAUUGGAAUUGUCAAAGUGCAAUAUAAUGGUUGUAUCAGCUGGUGUUAAAUCUAUUUUAGAUAUUGGGCGAACUUUAGAAUAUCUUGAAACUGUUGGUGUUUGUGUUGCUUCUUAUAACUCUGAGGGUGAAUUUCCAGCAUUUUAUACAAAGAAAAGUGGGUAUAAAACUGUAUGUGAUGUAAAAUCACCUGUUGAAGCAGCUAGACUUUUAGAAAAUUGUCAAAAUACAGGUUCUGGUAUUUUAUUGGCUGUCCCUGUUCCCGUGGAAAAAAUAAAUAAGAAAGAUAUUGAUUUAGCAAUUCAAAAUGCAUUACAAAUAUGCAAUGAGAAAGGAAUUCAUGGUAAACAUAUUACACCUUUUGUUUUAAGUGAAAUCAAUAGGGUUACCGCUGGACUGUCAAUGGAAACUAACAUAUUAUUAUUGAAAAAUAAUGCUACUAUUGGCAGUAAAAUUGCAAAUGAAUACUACUCAAAAAAUGUAAAAAAAAAUCAAAACCAAAUAAAUAGCCUAGCAAUACUCAAAGAAAAAAAAAUAAAUUCACCUGUUGUUAUUGGUGGAAGUAAUGUUGAUUAUGUACUUCAGGUUAAAGAAGACAUUAAGUUAGAUGGAAGAAUGUUGGAUGGUGAUAUCAAACGGGUAAGUGGAGGAGUCGGCAGAAACAUUGCAGACGCUUUGAGCUUAUUUGGACACAACGUCUGUUUUAUGUCGGCUAUUGGUACAGACUUUAACGGAGAUCUAAUACGCUCUUCGCUUAGCCACGUGAAUACGGAUAACAUUCUGACGACGGACAAGACUACAGCGUGGUGCAUAGUUCUUCACAGUCAACUGGGUGAUUGUGUAGCAUGUAUAGGAGACAUGAGUUGCCACCAACUGAUAACAGUCGACAUGAUAAAACUUAAUUUAGAUUCCUUGUACCAAUGUCCUUUGGUUGUCAUGGAUGGUAACUUAAGCAAGGAGACAAUGGAAUUUGUAAUUGAAUUUUGCAACGAAGAAAACAUACCGGUUUAUUUCGAACCUACGGACAUAGCGGUGGCCGCCAAGCCUUUUUGUACGGACAAGUGGAAAGGGCUUUCUUUUAUUUCACCAAACUUGAAGGAGUUGGAGUUUAUAUCGGACGCCUUAGAUAACGAAGAACGUGCAAAUUUCCCUAUUAAAGUUAGCGUUAAAGGCGGCAACGACAAUACUGUUUUAUGCGCUGAAACAAUAAAUAGUUUAAAAGAUGUCGUUUGUAAGCUAAUACUUCACAUUCCUGUUAUUAUGGUGACACUCGGUGACAAAGGACUGUUGAUGGCUUCAAGGCAACCGGAUGACACAAUAUCUAUGGUACACUACCCACCUCUACAACAAUUACAACCUGUCAGCGUGUCAGGAGCCGGAGACUGUUUAUGUGCUGGUUAUAUUUCUGGAAUUUUACAAGGAAAGUCCCAAGAUGAAUCCAUUGCAAUGGGUUUAAACGCUGCAAAUAUUGCACUAAUGUCAAAUUCUCCAGUCCCUAAUAAGCUGAAGGUGUAAAUAAUUGUUAACAAUUAUAUGUUAACAACACAAAAUAUUAAUAAUUUUUUUUACUUAAAAUAAUAUAAAGGUAUGAUAGUUGUAUAAAAAUAUUCCAUAAUCCAAUUUUUAUAUAUAAAAAAAAGUUAUUAAAAAAGUAGAUAUUUGUUCAAAUUCAUUUGUUCUUCAAUGUUUCAUAUUUACAAACUACAGAAAACAUGUCACCGCCCAAACGCUUAGCUAACCAUCUAUUUUUGAUGAUAGCAAGCUUCAAAGAAUCACAAGUAAAUUGAGCAUCAAGGUUAGUAUGAACGGCUCGACCCAUUCCUUCCAAUACAAUUAAAUCUACUGAGUUUAAUUCAUUGGCUAACUCUCUCCCUAUUCGACUGAAAAAAUAUAAUAUUAAAAAAAAUUGUUUUAUAAUUACAGUAAGAAAAUAUAUAAAUAUUCAUUGAAAAUAAAUAAAAGCUUAAUAUACAGGUGUUCAGUAAGUCAGGAAAUGGGUUUCUAUUGUUCUCAUUGUUUGUAACAAUUGACCUGUUUCCUUACUUACUGAACACCCUGUAUAAAUGAAAAUCUUAUAAAUAUUAAAAAAAAUUUAUAACAUACUGGUUGAUCCACCUAAUUCUGUCAACUUUAAUAA
This is a messenger RNA of Daktulosphaira vitifoliae (grape phylloxera), 2742 nucleotides long. RefSeq lists its product as uncharacterized. Gene Ontology annotation, molecular function: kinase activity; pseudouridylate synthase activity. The record is from RefSeq and is a predicted model, not a curated record. The coding region runs from base 138 to 2120 and encodes 660 amino acids. The transcript is spliced from 15 exons. NCBI's taxonomy places the organism in Eukaryota, Metazoa, Arthropoda, Insecta, Hemiptera, Phylloxeridae.